AUGUCUGUUGAUCGCUUUGUGGCUUUAUGUUUCCCUCUCAGGUAUUCUUCUAUUAUGAGGCUCAGUUUAUGCAUAAAGAUGGUUGUUAGCUGUUUUGUUAUUUCAUUCCUCUGUAUUCUUUAUCCUACAUUUACGCUAUCAAGAGCUCCAUUUUGCGGUAAUGUGUUAGACCAUUUUUUUUGUGAUGGUGCUGCCAUGAUGAAGUUGGUCUGUAUAGACAUCAGCUUUAUCAAACUUUCAAAUUUUAUAAGUUCUUUUAUCAUUUUAAUUGUACCUUUAGUAAUCACAUCAAUUUCAUACAUUUUCAUUAUAUCCACAGUUAUAAAAAUGCGAUCAGCUAAGGGCCAUCAGAAGACAUUUUCUACAUGUGUUUCUCAUCUUACUAUGGUUUCUAUAGUUUUUGGUGGUGCCAUAUUUAUUGAAAUAAGACCUAACAAAAGUUAUUCAAUAGAAACAGACAAACUGGUUAAUUUUGUAACCACUAUACUGAGCCCAUUGCUAAAUCCAUUUAUUUAUACAUUAAGAAAUCAGAAAGUUUAA
Staurois parvus is the source of this 540-nucleotide messenger RNA. Lineage: Eukaryota; Metazoa; Chordata; Amphibia; Anura; Ranidae. The record is from the annotation of a GenBank genome assembly.